AUGUGGGUCACAGGAACUAUGGUUUCGAGCGUUUCGAUAAUCGUAACUUUACCGCUCGUUAAGUCAAACGUUUUUGUGCCGCGUAUUGAUUUUCCAUUUGACGUGUUCUCGAAAUCUAAGCUGCACUGUGUUGCCAGAACUCAGAGAACGCGUGAUCUCCCUGAGUCUUCAAUCAUAGAGCGUGAAACGCAUCCAACUGUGUUGAUUAGCAGUUACGAUAUUUCUAAAGAAGCUGAAACUGAACAGUUGAUCGUUGUCAACGGAACAACAACCAGAACGCCGAGUCGGAAAUUGCUCGUACUUGUGCACGAACCCGUGACGUUUGCAAAUGAGGCGCUGAACAGGUCCAAAGAAACAAGUCGAGAGCCGGAGUCAGGCGAUGAACCUGCCACGACUUUGUCAACUUCUAAGCACGAAGUUCAGACGGUGGCUAGAGAAACGACGACAAACACCGUCAUGGUAUCUCCGACAUACAUUGUUCAUACAGCGGCAACCCCGUCGGUCAACGAAACUGCUUCGUACGUGACGCGAAAUAUCACGAAGUUGGACGUGUCUGAAACUGUGCAUUACGAUAGAAAUGUUGAAGAAGAACCAGGCAGCGAAGGUUAUCUGGCUAAGAGUACUUCUACAGCUAGUUCAACGCGGUAUUCUCAUUUAACAGCGAAACCACUGACUGCAUCUCUACAUACAACGAAUUUUUCAACUGCCCCAGAUGUCAGCUCCAGAAUAUUGACGAAAUUUUUGUCAACUUCAACUGUGGCUGCCACACUCGCACAGCGCUCUAGCUCAGUCACUUCUGUUCAAGGAAAAGCUUUAGAAAAGCAUACGCCAAUAGCCGAAACGGUGACCCGACAGCUUUCCAUGAUCUCCAGCUCGCCUCACAUUGAAAAAACUAGCCAAGGACAAGCGAACACAACUGAAGCAAAGGAUCUAUCUUAUUCUCUGGCAAACAAAACCACGAAUGCAAUCAGAAUAACACCGAGUAAUGAUUCGGCGUCAGAUGAUUAUCUGUUGAGAGAAGAGGUGGAGGUGGACCUGCAUUUCAAUAACGCUAGCGAUGUUUUCGAAAUAGUGUUGGAGAAGAAGCCGUCUCCAAUGAUAGUCGAUAACGUUACCAGUUCAUCAGUCUUUAGUACCACUCUCAUCGAUGAAUAUAACCAAACGGACAGUGCGAAAGCCCCCUUGUUGAACGCUACUUCGGUAGAAGUUGCAUUCAGAAACUCUGAAACAGUGACCACGCGCCAGACAGAUAUGACCAUGUCUCAGCACACGAGACCAAUAGAGAGCAUUUCACCACCGAUAGGAAAGCUGCCUCUCUGUUCAGAAAAUAUCACGUACGAGAUCAAGCAGCCGGAUGCACUGUCGAAGGUGACAUAUUCGAAAGAGUUGCAAGCAAGGUCAAUUCACCACUGCGCCGAGUUGUGCUAUGAAAACCGGUGCCUUUCAGCGGCUUUUCUUGAGCCGGCAGUGGCUGAUGAGACCGGGACAUGUCUAUUGUCGUUCAAGGAAGAGUUCUGUUCCCGUAACCCCGAGAGACACACAAAUUAUGACGGAGUCCCGCCAGUUGAAAUCCACUGUCUGAAAUGCGGACAAUUCAUGGUCGACGAUAGGCCAAAUGUAAUUACGAAAGAUGAACAUGUAAUCGGAUUUAAAUUGGAAGAAUAUAAACAGAAACGGAAGUUCGCUGGUAAAUAUCACUAUCACAGCACUCUGUUUUAA
Molecule: messenger RNA, 1719 nt
Organism: Soboliphyme baturini
Lineage: Eukaryota; Metazoa; Nematoda; Enoplea; Dioctophymatida; Soboliphymatidae
Source: the annotation of a GenBank genome assembly